AUGCAAACUGAAACACUUAAGAAAGAUAUGGAAGAGUUAUUAGUGAAAGAAAUUGAGGUUGAAACACAGAUAGAAAACGUUCAAAAAUUGGGACAGGAAACAUAUUUAAUAGAAUUCGAAAAAUUUAAGGACAAAGAUAAAGUAAUGAAAAGUAAAUAUAAACUGAGGAAUAAAUGCAAGAGAAUUUACAUCAAUGAAGAUAUGACCAAGAAAGAGCAGAAAAAAGAGAAGCAAAUAAGAAAGAGGGCAAUAGAAGAGAAGAAAAAAGGAAAGAACGUUAAAAUUGGGUAUAGAAAUGAUACUGAUCAGAAUCCUGACAAGACGGUAAAUAAGUUGACGAACAGCCAAGGAAAAGGAAAGAACUCUGAAAAGGGACAAACAAAAGAAAUAUGGAAAAUAGGAACGUGGAAUAUAAGGAGCAUUAAUGGAAAGGAAAAUGAACUGAUGCAAGAGUUUCAAAACGCAGGACUGGAUAUUUUAACAGUGUCAGAAACAAAGAAAAAGAAUAAAGGGGUGAUGGAAUUAGAAAAUGGUCACUUGUUAAUAUAUAGUGGAGUAGAAAAUAAUAAAAGGACAGCAGCAGGUGUCGGAUGCAUAAUUCAUCAAAAAUUAGUACAAAGUGUGAGUAAAUGGGAAGCACAUACGGAGAGAAUUUUAACAGUGGAGAUAAAUAAAAGAGAUGGAAAACAAAUGACUGUGAUAUGUGUAUAUGGGCCAGAUGAAGAUGAAAAAGCAAAAAUUUUGGGAGGAAUUAACAUUAGUCAUUGA
This is a messenger RNA of Anoplophora glabripennis (Asian longhorned beetle), 768 nucleotides long. Its product is annotated as craniofacial development protein 2-like. The record is from RefSeq and is a predicted model, not a curated record. Bases 1 to 768 code for a protein of 255 amino acids. The transcript has 2 exons. NCBI's taxonomy places the organism in Eukaryota, Metazoa, Arthropoda, Insecta, Coleoptera, Cerambycidae.